GUGGUGGAAGAACGCGGCUCUCUGUCGGUACAAUACAUCAUGCCGAAGCCCACACCCGUCGAGGACUUGGUAAUACCACCGCAAGACCAAAAGAUAUGCGGGACGAUAUGCGUGUGUCAAAUGACAGCAGUGCUGAGCGCUGUGUCACUCGUGUACCUCACAGUGGCCAUAUACAUGCCGUAUACGCGCGCGAUCGCAUCAGGUAUCGACCCCACGCCAAUCAUGUGCACCACAACACGAGCCGUCAACAAAGACAACUGCGAUUGGGGCUCCUGUGGCGAGUGGUGCCUUAGCAAAACCUCUGGCGCGUGCAUACAAAUCUACGUAAAUGUUCGCAAAAAUGGAUCGUCGCUAUUGCUAUCCGAAUGCGGGAGUGCUGCUAACAAAACUUGCUAUGGAAUCGACCAAGAGAACGCCAAGAAGUAUCAUUGCAUCCGCGAUGAGUGCAAGAAUCUCACAGGCACUUUCAACUGUACGGAAGGGAAAUGUAUAAACAUAACGGACGCCUUCGAGUGUGCAUUCAGAGAAACAGACCCACCGUUAAAGUGCUCCGGUAGAAGAGGAAAAAUUACUUGUAUAGACGUUCACGGUUUGUUUUAUUGUAACAGAGGAACUUGUAGAAAGAUACGAACGCCUUACAAUUGCGACAGGCGCUGUGUUGACAUACCGACCCGUAAUAAAAACGUCAUAGUUCUUAGUGGUGAUAGAGUGUUUCUGGCGAAAUGUGCGAAACUUUCCCAAGAAGAAGGGGGGCAAGUGGUCUGGAAUGACUCUGGGGAGGAAGUGUUGAUGUUGUCGUGUCAUGCGGUACACAAUGGCACGUCCGGGGUCGUGGCGGUCGACUGCAUCAAUGCCGCAUUGCUGCCGCGCUCUGACAUAUCAGACUUGACUAAUUUCACAUACCUUCAGUAUUUGUAUACUUCGAAAGCUACGCCUAAUCGUCUCAUUGCUCCUUCUGAGGUUGAACUUACUAUGGCCAAUGACAGUCGUUUGAUGAUUAACUUGGAAGGCUGCGUUAACACUUUAGCUGACGAAUGCAAAGAGUUCUUGAAAGAUUAUGGACGCGACGGCACCGAUCAUAAUGCGAAAGCUAGAUUUCCUUGCUUUUAUAUGGAGAAUAGUCCAGAUACAGUCGUGGCAAGAUUCGAUUUGGAAACGACGUAUCGUCAGUUUUUGGUAGCAUUAGUUCUUCCUACAGUGCUGGUGGUGGUUUCGUGUAUAACUUUGAUGUUGUGCCAGACUACUGUGGAAGUGGGCGAUGACGCCAAGAUGCGGUUCAAGAGCUGCACCAGCGGUCAGGCUGAAAUGCAGAUGUCUCCGAACGAUCCUGUUUCCCCACUCUGA
Messenger RNA from Chilo suppressalis (striped riceborer), 1344 nucleotides. NCBI's taxonomy places the organism in Eukaryota, Metazoa, Arthropoda, Insecta, Lepidoptera, Crambidae. The record is from the annotation of a GenBank genome assembly.